Molecule: messenger RNA, 3734 nt
Organism: Bradysia coprophila
Lineage: Eukaryota; Metazoa; Arthropoda; Insecta; Diptera; Sciaridae
Biological process (GO): regulation of transcription by RNA polymerase II
Cellular component (GO): nucleus
Molecular function (GO): protein binding
Source: RefSeq, a predicted model, not a curated record
CUAUUUUUAAUAAUAGUGGCAUGAUUUGCAUGUAUUGUGUGUAUUACCUCUAUCAGCUUUAUAGUGUGGCCAAUAUAUUCUUAAACGCAACAGAGAAUAGACAUUAUCAAAAAAGACACAUAUAUCACCAGUAGUGCCUCAUCUCAUCUCAAUCCGUUUUCUCUAUACAUAUAUUGUGUACCAACGAAUUUGUUUUCUGUUAAACAUUUUCUUUUUUUUUCUUCUUGUUGUUUUGUUAUAGUACGCGAAGAGAGUGCGGAAUAUGAAAAUGAAUGUGGAUGUUGUAAAAACUGUGUUUAUUUAUAUCAUUCAGAGGAAUCGUCAGCUCCAGGUCAGAAAUAGAGGUACAUCGCCAUAUAGUCGUCGAAAUAUAGCCGUAACAACAACAACAACACAAAAAAUCAUGGGAUAAAUAUCAUACACGGUUGACGAUUGCCAAUUCCUAAUUCUCCAGGCCAGAGUUACUAAAAAUAAAACGUACCGGCCUGGAUUUUUCAUUUCGUAAACGAAAGAAAAGAUAAUUUUUUUUGUGUGUAAUUUUACUGUCUGUUGUUUUUUUGUUUUCGGGUGAUGUGCGAUCAUAAAUACGUAUUAUAAUAAGACAGAAUAGAACGCGCGCGGCAUUUUUUUUUCUUUGCUUCUAUGGACGAUCGGUGUUUUUUAAAAAAAAUUUCUUAACUCAGUUCUUAUUAGUCACCAGUUAGACACGAGGAAAGAAAACUUUGUGAAAAUUUGUAACUUAUUUAAAAAAAAUAAUCAUUGUAGACUGAACACGGUUUUAUUGUUGCGACAAAGACACCUUUUUAAAAAUUGAGAAAAUUACGUUGCAUCAAUUGAACUAAAAAAAAUAAUUAAAUUUUGAAUCAGUGACUGAUUGAUAAAAUGCACAAAAUAUUUCCUUGUACCUAAGUGCAUCUAAUAUAGAUUAUACAUCGCUGUAAGCGCUGCUAUAUUCACAUUAUUAUUGCAGUGUGGUGAAUUCAAUUCAAAAGUGCAUCGUCAAAAAUGCAAUGUGUGAAUUUCGGUUUUUUUUGUUGUAAUUUAAAAUGUUAUUUAUACAUCGGCUAAUUAUAAACUACAAACGUGCGUAUUAUUUGAUUUUAAAAUAAUAGUGUAACAAGUGGUGUGUCCCAUCUAUAAAGUGCAUAGUUUGAAUAGUAUUUUGAAUACAAAAAAAAACUUCUUCUUCUUCUUUCGUUCUAUCGUUUAAUGUGCUUCACUCACUUAUAAUAACAGUGCAAUUGUAUGUGGCUGAUUAUAUUUUGGCUGAGAUUGUAUGGCGAACGAACGAACGUUUGGAAAAUAUGUGUACAUACAGACGGGAUUGUUUAAAUAAUAUUAUUCUGGGCACUGAAAAUUCUUGGAUUUGUUCACCUUGUUUUCAAUUGCAAUAAUAAAAAUAAAGUACAGUGUGACGGUUUGUUCUACAUGAAAAAAGUAACGGCCUGCACCAUUGAAAAGGUUGAAUUUUUUUUUUUUUGAAAUUUGUUCUUUUAACGUAAAAUUUUCAAAUUAAUGUGCUGCUUGUGCUACAUAAAUAUUUUGAGUGAUUAAGGAAUUUCGGAAUUACAUUUAAACCGAAAGAAAAAUCAAAUCAAAUAUCAAAUCUUGAUUAUUACGAAACGUAAUUUGGAUUGUGCUGUGUAUACUGUGCUCAUUUAGCAUAGACGUGAUUUUGUGAAUUCGAGACGGAUUAAUUUAACAGUGGUCUAUCUAUGGUGAAAAUGGAUACGAAUGAAAAUUCUUCAACGCCCCAUUCAACGCAACAAUUUUGCUUAAGGUGGCACAAUCAUCAGACAAGCUUGCUGUCAUCGUUACCGUUGCUGCUCGACCAAUCUCACCUAACUGAUGUGACGCUUUCAGCUGAGGGACGAACAGUACGAGCUCAUCGUGUCGUGUUAAGUGCGUGCAGUACAUUCUUUUCUGAUUUGUUUCGGACCUUGGAUCCACCAUUUCAUCCUGUGAUCGUACUACCUGGAGCAUCGUUUGGAGCGAUGGUGGCACUACUAACGUUUAUGUAUUCGGGCGAAGUGAACGUAUUCGAAGGGGAAAUUUCGUCACUAUUAUCUCUAGCGGAAACAUUGGGCAUCAAAGGAUUAGCAGAUUUUCACGGAAAUGUCACUAAAAUGUCACCGAAACGCGAUUUAUCAUCACCCGUGCCAAAGGAACCGGAAACGCCAUCACCUACACCCACACCGACACCAACUCCAACAUCAACCCCAACGCCCAUGCCAUCGAAAUUGAUCUCACCGCUCGAGAACCUAUUCGCUAAAACAUUUCAAUUCUGUCCCAGUCUAAUGGCUAAUCCACUGAACUUUUCCCAAUCAGCCAUAUCACGUGGAGCUGAGAUUUUUGCCCGUUACCAGAAUCAAUGUCGCAUGAACCAAAUGGAAAAGGGCAGCGACUACAUGGAAGAGAAUGGAAAUCGGAAAAGUGUUGAGACUAAAAAGACAAAAACGACGGAAAUGAAAAAAAUCGAUCAAAUAGCCGAGCAACUGCGAAGCGGUUCGUCAAAUCGAAAUUGCAUGGAUGUUACCAAGGUGUCAGGAAUACCCCAUUCUCCAACAUCAGCAAUGUUGCUCAAAUCGUCACCGUAUUCGAGCUUGGCUCAUUUUAUGGCCGAUGACAAUAAUAUGCAGAAAAUGACAGAAUUUGAUAAUCAGGAACCGACGCCGCAGUAUAUGCCGAACGAAGGACUGAUUUCGGAGUUAGAUAAAACAAUUUCUUCAGUUGGAAUGCCGCCGAAAACGUCGAACUCGAAGCUGUAUGCGACUUGUUUUAUAUGCCACAAGCAGCUGAGCAAUCAAUACAAUUUGCGAGUACAUUUGGAGACUCAUCAAAAUGUUAGAUAUGCGUGUAGCGUCUGUUCACAUGUAUCUCGUAGCAAAGAUGCGUUACGAAAGCACAUUUCGUACCGUCAUCCCGGUGCGCCUAGUCCGUGCGAAUCGGAAUCGAGACGGAAACGCAUGAAAAUUGCACCACAAGGGAGCCAACAACCAGCCCAGCCGCCCGUCAAACAAGAAUCAAAUUAUCCAUCCACCUCACAGAUGCACCUUCCACAAAAUAUGACACUUCAACAGCAAUUGUCUAGUCCGAGCUACUGCGAACCCACCAACUACCAUAUGUCUAGUGUAAAGCCGCCGGUUGAGUCGACAUUACCGGCAACAAAUCUACAAACAACCACCGAUAAUGGUCCAUGUAAUAAUUAAGAAAUUUAAUUUAUAUUUUCUCUUUGCGAUGAUGAUGACAAGUUAUACACAACCUCCCUAGCUGUGAUAGACAAUUAUAUAAAAAAAUAUUUUCUCGUUUAGUCAAAAUGUUUUCAUUCGUUUUUCUUUUUUGUAUAUUUCGUACAUAUAAAAUCUAGUUUCAUAUUUAUACACACACGCACCACACACCACCUAGUUUAAUGAUUGCACAAGCCCAGAAUUCUUUUUUUUUUUGUUUUGUUAUAGACACGUUAUACAGAGUCGGGAAUGUGAUUUUGAAAACUUAAUUUUUAAAUAAACAAAACGAUUUACGCGAUUGACUUAGAAAUUGUUGCGGCAAUUUUGUGUUAGAAAAGACAAUUUAUAAAAGUGUGAGCGGCCAUAAAUAAGGCAGUCAAUUUUACAUACUUUUGUUUUCUCUAGGGCCGAAACGGGCUUAUUAUAACCCCAGGGAAAAGCAUGUAAUAUAUAUUAUGCACCUGUUGCCAAGAUUGGUAUUUUGACGUGUGGAACAUCAUUGCCCUA